AUGGAAUUUAAUUUCAUUGGUGAUGACUAUGGGCCAUUGUUUCACUACCAAUAUAGAGUUAUUAUAAUCGGAGAUUCAACAGUUGGCAAGUCAAGUCUUCUCAAAUACUUCACGGAAGGAAAAAUGGCAGAAAUUAGUGAUCCUACGGUCGGAGUCGAUUUCUAUGCACGAAUGAUCGAGCUUAGGCCAGGUUUCAGAGUAAAGUUGCAACUUUGGGACACAGCUGGACAAGAGAAGUUUAGGUCAAUAACUAGAUCAUACUAUCGUAAUUCCGUUGGAGUUAUGCUGGUCUACGAUAUAUCCAAUCGAACUAGUUUUGAAAAUAUUGCCGGCUGGUUACAUGAGGCGGAAGCCAAUAUGGGAGGGCCAAAUCCGGGAAAAUGCGUUUUUCAGCUGAUUGGACAUAAAUCAGACAACCAAACUGAAAGAAGGGUAGAUUAUGAAGAAGGAGAAUACUUCGCUAAAUAUCAUAAGAUGAAAUUUAUUGAAACAUCGGCAGUUACUGGGAAAAACGUAUUUGAUGCCUUCUUAAUGAUUGCACAAGAGAUAAAUAAACGUGUGGAGGAAGGACUCCUUCGCCCCACAGAUGGAUGGGAGGGUGUGAAAGGUGGUCUGAUGCGGAGUCAAUCCAUAAGUCUCUCGGAAAAGGAUUUAACUCCAAGGGAUCACUCAUGUUCAUGUUGA
Messenger RNA from Strongylus vulgaris, 684 nucleotides. The record is from the annotation of a GenBank genome assembly. NCBI's taxonomy places the organism in Eukaryota, Metazoa, Nematoda, Chromadorea, Rhabditida, Strongylidae.